This is a messenger RNA of Ilex paraguariensis (yerba mate), 615 nucleotides long. The record is from the annotation of a GenBank genome assembly. NCBI's taxonomy places the organism in Eukaryota, Viridiplantae, Streptophyta, Magnoliopsida, Aquifoliales, Aquifoliaceae.
AUGCCUCCAAGUCCAGCCACAUCCCCAGAGUUCCAGCCUUCACAUUGGGCUCCAUUGGUGAUUUCGUUGGUGGGUGUUGUUUGUACCAUCUUUUUGCUGUUCUGUUACUAUAGGAUGCUAAAAGGCCAGUGUUGUGUUUCUCGUGUGAUGAUUUCCAGGAGUGGAGAUCAAAGGCGCCAUCUAAAUGGAGACAACACUGAUGAUCCUUCUCUACAAUUCCAAAGCCACGGGCUGGACUCCUAUAUUAUACACUCGCUUCCCAUCACCCAAUUCAAGAAGAAGAAUGCAGAAGAGUUGUGUCAAAGCAAUACAGAUUGUGCCAUUUGUUUGGGUGAAUUUGAUGAAAGUGAAUGGAUAAAACAUUUACCAAAUUGUUCUCACGUCUUCCAUGUUUCCUGCAUCGACACUUGGUUUCAGACUCAUUCAAGUUGCCCACUCUGCAGAUCACACAUUUAUGAUCUUAAAAUACACCAUGAGUGCUCCAUUUCUAUGUACACUUUGCUAGAAACUCUUGAGGAAAGAUUUCUAUCAAGAAAUAUCAGCACAUUACCAAGUUCUCAGCUACCAUCUCCUAUAGAAUUCUCCACCUGGACCAGACCAGAAAAUGCCAAUUGA